AUGUACGAAUGUAGUGAAAUUGCAGCAGACAUCACGAGGAUUGAACAAGACGAUAAAGAGAGAGCGGUCACGGUGAAGUUGGAAGCACCGUCACCGCUGAACGAUUGCUCGAAAGAGUUUAAUGAACUGAUCGAGUCGAAACAUCCGUUCGAUCCCGUCAAAACGUCGUCGAACACCACAACGAUUCCCUCUCAACCACCCUCCGAACAAAUUCAAUCGUGUAUUCUAUCGCCAACCCUGUCGCUACAAGCAUCACCUCUGAGCACGCAACUGUCCACUCCACCAAUUGCAACUUCUGAGUGCCGACUAGCGAAUUCGCGUAACAGUCCGAAUUCGUUCACCGCAAAAAAGGCCCGUCAUUUGGUGGCUCGUAACGCACACAACAUCAUCAAGAACGAUCCGUUACAAUCGAAUGAGCCACCGAAACAAAACUUAUCAACGUAUUGCAGCAGUUCGUUAUCAAUGGAUUCCAACAUAACACUGUGGCAGUUCUUGCUUGAAUUGCUCGUCAAGGGAAAACAUCCCAACUUGAUACAAUGGACCAGUCAGGAAGGCGAAUUCAAGUUGCUGGAUGCCGAAGGAGUGGCGCAGUUGUGGGGGCAACGUAAAAGUAAACCGCAUAUGAAUUAUGAUAAAUUGUCGAGAGCCUUACGAUAUUAUUACGACAAGAAUAUCAUCAAGAAGGUGAUUGGUCAGAAGUUUGUGUAUCGAUUCGUGACAUUUCCUGAAGGCUGUAACGGUGAAAGUAUACAGUACGCAAUUGCUCGAUCUGCUGAAGGAAAUCCAAUCGACGGAUCGGGUGAUACGCAAAUGCGUUUAUCCGGUAUGCAGACGAGAGUUUCAAACACGUUUCAUGGCAGCGGAUAUAUGAGCCAAGAUGAACCGCAUCCUGCAUCAAUUCCAAAUGCUUCAAUUGCUGUUUCUAUUCCCACGCCAUCACCAGCAAACAGCGUGUGCAGUCCAGACAGUGUUGGGAGUAGCAGCGGUGUGAGCAGUGCCGGAACAACGCACUCGUUACAUUCCACCUCAGAAAUCGGCUAUGAGAAUUGCCCAAUAUCAAGUGCGAACGUGACAAGUCGUAACACCAUAAACGCCUCACCGCAUGCAUCAAUUAGGCAACCGUAUCCGUCCCCUUAUUCAGCAUCCGUGCCUAUAUCCUCCACAAAACAACAAUCCCAACAAGCCUCUACAAACACCUCAUCCCAGACCGCCAUAAACGCCACUUCUGCUCACCAUAACGGCAACAACCCGUCAGAUCUCAAUCAAACCACGACUACAUCACGUAAGCGAAAGACCCCCACUCUUAAUACCCCUACGAUUACUCUCCCUACUACUACCAAUAAUAUCACUCCAAUGAACACUAGUAGUAUGACCAACCUCAGUCAUACCAAUACAAUGCAGCAUCACUCAUCUACACCGCAGCAUCACUCAUCUACACCGGUUCCGUCAACAACUAGCCAAAACAAUGCAUCUAAUCCACAAGUUAUGCUCUCUAAAUCCAUUUCAUUCUCAUCUUCUGCAAAUGCAAAUGGUAGUGUUGCUGGAGGAGGAUCAAUUGAGAGCAAUAUGUCAACGAUGAUCAAACAAGAAUCCAAAUUAGCACAACCACAAUCGAGCACCGCUCAAAUGACCUCUUCACAAACGCCUUCAUUAAAACGGGUUAAGCCACGUCCGCUUAAUCUGUCAGCCGCCAGUGCGCUUUCAUCUAGUUCGUCGGCCACCUUGCCGUCAUCGACAUCGUGUAAUCCCGCCAUACCCGAGGUUCAAGCACCAAGCUCAGGAAACAAUCUUCUAGUGCCAUCACCAUUCUUCCUUCACAACAAUCAGAACGCGUAUGCAGCCACCUCACCGCUGGUCACGCAGUUCAGUCAGUUGUACGCGGCAGCGUCCUUGUCAGCUGGUCUGAUGUGUCCGUCAAGUCCGUUCACAUCAUUUCUCACCACUGCAGUCAGUCCAAUGCUCGGCGCUGCUUUGAAUUCACCGAUGGCUGCGGCCACUACGAGCACCAAACUCCUCACCCCCACCGCGGCUGCUAUUCAACAACCCGUUUUCCAAUUCCCACCCAACCCAUCGCAAAUGGCCGCAAUGGCAACCGCAGCAAUGAUGUCGCCACUAAUGCCAUUUCUUGGUGCUGCGAUGAAUUUGAAUGGCCAAGGAUGCCCAAAUUACGGUCGUGGAUUUGUGAGCAGUCGAAGUCCGGAGAGUCUCAAAACUCCGGUAGUUCCAUUUUCGAAGGAUUUUUAG
Anisakis simplex (herring worm) is the source of this 2244-nucleotide messenger RNA. The record is from the annotation of a GenBank genome assembly. Lineage: Eukaryota; Metazoa; Nematoda; Chromadorea; Rhabditida; Anisakidae.